Medicago truncatula (barrel medic) is the source of this 3238-nucleotide messenger RNA. RefSeq names its product DNA repair protein RAD16. Bases 184 to 2991 code for a protein of 935 amino acids. Gene Ontology annotation, biological process: nucleotide-excision repair. Gene Ontology annotation, cellular component: nucleus. The transcript has 16 exons. Gene Ontology annotation, molecular function: ATP-dependent activity, acting on DNA; ATP binding. NCBI's taxonomy places the organism in Eukaryota, Viridiplantae, Streptophyta, Magnoliopsida, Fabales, Fabaceae. The record is from RefSeq and is a predicted model, not a curated record.
AUCACUUCGCCAUAACAACGCCUAUAAAUCCGUCUCUCUUCCCGCCGAUUCACACAACAGUGUUAAGCGUGUUUUUACAAUUCUCAACCAUUUUCGUCUCAUCCCAUCCCAUCCCAAAAACCGUUCCUCAUUCGCAAACCCUAAAUCCCACUUUCUCUCUCUUUUUCUUCGUUCGCUUCGUCAAUGGAACUUCGUUCUCGUCGACAACGCGCUUCCGAUGAAAUCGAUUCCGUGACUGAUAAGGGGAAGCAGCCGAUGGAGGAUAUUGAUGAAAAGUUUGACUUUAAUACAGAUGAAGAUGAUCAUGUCGCGUCUGUGAAAUGCGAUUCUGAUUAUGAAGCUGAAGAGAUUGGUGGACAGCUCCCCUUUGACUUGAAUCGAGAUCCGACUAUAAUCAUUAGUGAUUCUGAUGGAGAAGAUAAUACUUCUGAUUCAUCUGACUUUAGCGGGCCUUCAUCUAAACGGAGAAAGACACGGUCCAGAAAGAGAGGUAGUAAAUCCAAGAUAGAAUCUGCAGACCUGAGUGGUGUAGAGAGUGCGCUGGAGUUCGACCUGAGUGGUGUAGAGAGAGCGCUGGAGUUCGAUCAAAGUUGUGUAGAGAGAGCGCUGGAGUUCGACCUGAGUGGUGUAGAGAGAGCGCUGCUGGAGUUUGAUGAUGAGUUAUUUCCAAUGGUUUCUGCUGAAGAGGCUCCAUUUGAUUUACCUUUACCUAAGCUGCCAAGGAAGAAAAAAGCAAAGAAGACAAAAAAGGGAGAUCCUAAACCAGUGUUGUUAUGGCAUGCUUGGAAACAGGAACAUGAGAAGUGGAUCGAUCAGAAUUUGCUGGAAGAUGUUACCCUCGAUCAGAGUGAAGUGAUGAAUGAGACGGCCGAGGCAUCGUCAGAUCUGAUUGUUCCGUUGCUGAGGUACCAAAGGGAAUGGUUAGCAUGGGCUUUGAAGCAGGAGGAAUCUGUAACCAGAGGAGGAAUCCUUGCUGAUGAAAUGGGUAUGGGGAAAACUAUUCAAGCAAUUGCCCUUGUCCUUUCUAAACGGGAAUUGCAACAAAUGUGCUGUGAACCAUUUGAACACUCAGAUUCACCCGGGUCAUCUAAAGUCCUUCCUGUGAUCAAAGGAACUCUUGUCAUCUGUCCCGUGGUUGCCGUCACUCAAUGGGUUAGUGAGAUUGCUCGAUUUACUUUGAAAGGAAGCACGAAGGUUCUGGUUUAUCAUGGGCCAAAGAGAUGGAAGAGUGCUGACAAGUUCUCGGAAUAUGAUUUUGUAAUAACAACAUAUUCUACUGUGGAAUCGGAGUACAGAAAGCAUGUGAUGCCUCCUAAGGAAAAGUGCCAAUAUUGUGGAAGAUUAUUUCACCCGCCUAGUUUAGUUUUUCACCAGAAGUACUAUUGUGGGCCUGAUGCUAUUAGAACAACAAAACAAGCAAAGCAAACCAAGAAAAAGAAAAGAGGUCAGAGUUCAAAGUUGGAUGGAGAGUUGGAACAGGGCUCUAUCAAAAAGAAGGAAGAGGAUCUAGAAGGCAAUGACAAGUCAUUUCUCCAUGCUGUGAAGUGGCAAAGGAUCAUAUUGGAUGAGGCACAUUUUAUAAAAUCUAGGCAUUCUAACACUGCAAAAGCAGUUCUUGCCUUAGAGUCUUUCUACAAAUGGGCAUUAAGUGGUACACCCCUUCAGAAUCGUGUUGGAGAGCUAUACUCUUUGGUACGAUUUCUACAGAUAGUUCCCUAUUCCUAUAACCUGUGCAAGGACUGUGAUUGCAGGACACUUGAUCAUAGCUCCUCUAAAGUAUGUUCAAACUGCUCCCACAGUUCUGUUAGGCAUUUUUGUUGGUGGAACAAGAAUAUUGCCACACCAAUUCAAUCAUCCGGCUAUGGUGAUGAUGGGAAAAGAGCUAUGAUUUUGCUCAAAAACAAACUUUUAAAGAGCAUAGUCUUAAGGCGAACUAAAAUAGGCAGGGCUGCUGAUCUUGCACUUCCGCCUAGGAUCGUUUCAUUGAGGAGGGAUAGCCUGGAUAUAAAAGAGCAAGACUAUUAUGAAUCACUAUACAAUGAAAGUCAGGCACAAUUUAAUACGUAUGUCGAGGAAAAUACUCUGACAAAUAAUUAUGCUCAUAUUUUUGACCUCCUCACACGACUACGUCAGGCUGUGGAUCAUCCAUAUCUUGUAGUGUAUUCUCCAACUGCAGCAGCACGGCAAGGUGGGAACUUGGCUAGUAAUGGUGAUGUUGAACAAGAAUGUGGCAUUUGUCAUGAUACUGUUGAAGAUCCAGUUGUUACUUCUUGUGAGCAUACUUUUUGCAAGGGAUGCUUGAUAGAUUUCUCUGCUUCCUUAGGACAAAUAUCAUGCCCCUCAUGCUCUAAAUUACUCACUGUUGAUUUGACUUCCAACAAGGAUGCAGUGGUUGAUAAAACAACAACAAUUAAGGGUUUCAGAUCUUCAAGCAUUUUAAACAGGAUUCAGAUUGAGAAUUUUCAGACAAGUACUAAAAUAGAGGCAUUGAGAGAAGAAAUUAGAUUUAUGGUUGAAAGGGAUGGUUCUGCAAAGGCGAUUGUUUUUAGCCAGUUCACAUCAUUCUUGGAUCUCAUCAACUACUCCCUGCAGAAGUCAGGUGUAUCUUGCGUUCAAUUGGUUGGAAGUAUGACAUUGACUGCUCGGGAUAAUGCCAUUAAGAAAUUUACUGAUGAUCCAGACUGCAAAAUUUUUCUCAUGAGCUUGAAAGCCGGAGGCGUUGCUCUGAAUUUGACUGUAGCAUCUCAUGUUUUCCUCAUGGAUCCUUGGUGGAACCCUGCAGUGGAGCGUCAGGCUCAAGACAGAAUUCACCGGAUAGGGCAGUACAAACCAAUCAGAAUUGUGAGAUUUGUCAUUGAAAACACAAUCGAGGAGAGGAUUUUGAAACUUCAAGAGAAGAAGGAACUGGUAUUUGAAGGGACUGUAGGCGGUUCUUCAGAAGCCCUAGGGAAGUUGACGGUGGCCGACUUGAAAUUUCUCUUUGUUACUUAAGCUGGCCUGAUAGCUUAACUGGAAAAUUUGUUGAUGCUUGAUAUACAUUUUUUGGUGACUAUUUUUUGAUGAAAUUUAUCAUGCAACUGCCAUGUAGCUUACCAGUAUCUAUGAGCAGUAAACGCAUUAGCAUUAGCGUGAAACAUGAAUUAUGCGGGUGUUGUGACUUUUUUUGUUAACUAAAAUGAAAUAAUGGGUAUAAAUUUGGUUGAACCAAAUACUUAAUUUUAAUUUUUUUUUUAGGUUA